UUUAUAAAAAAUAUAUAUUUUAAUUAAAAUUAUAAAUUAUCACUUUUUGACAUUUUCCAUAAGUAUUCGUUAAGUAUACCUGCUGGAAGCUGGCCACAUUCUCGCUGUCUCCAAUUCAGCAACUAUGUGGGUGCCUAACUUGCCUAUCACUAUCUUCACCGGUCUGGCGGCGGGGGCGGGCGCGCUGUGCAUUUUUAAAGACGUUUAUGGUGGAGUACCGUUUGACAAAACUAUAAUGGCAGAAGGGAAAACGGUGAUCGUUACAGGAGCUACAAGCGGUAUUGGCAAAGAAGCGUCUUGGGAGUUCGCUAAGCGUGGGGCUAAGGUGUUCAUGGCAUGUCGCGACAUGACGAAGUGCGAAGAGGUUCGUCGUGAAAUUGUGUUAGAGACUAACAACAAGUUCGUGUACUGCCGACCCUGCGACCUCGCCAGCACUGAAUCCAUUAGGAAUUUUGUUGAUAGGUUUAAAAAAGAAGAACCGCACGUGCACGUGCUAGUGAACAACGCGGGCGUCAUGGAGACGCCCAAGGGCGUCACGCGGGACGGCUUCGAGACCCAGCUGGGCACCAAUCACAUGGGACACUUCCUACUGACGCAAUUGUUGCAGGACACAUUGAAAAAGUCAGCACCAAGUCGGGUCGUGAUUGUCUCAUGCAGCGCACACAUGAAGGGCAAAAUAUACACGGACGACCUCAACAUGUCCACCAACUACGAUCCCGUUGCUGCUUAUAAGCAGAGCAAACUCGCCAACGUACUGUUCGCGAGGGAACUUGGGAGAAGAAUGCUUGAAACCGGCGUGGCUGUCGCGGCGGUGGAUCCUGGCUUCUCAGACACAAAUCUCACGAGGCAUAUGGCUAUGAUGAAGAGCAUCACACGAUUCAUCGUGUACCCGAUAUUCUGGCCUGUCAUGAAGCUGCCCAGGACUGGCGCCCAGGUGAUCAUACACGCGGCUCUGGAUCCGAAACUUCAGAAUUGUGCUGGGGAUUACUUUGUGGACAUGAAAAAAGUGAAUCCAUCUGAAACGGCACAGGAUUACGAGCUCGCACAGUGGUUGUGGAAGGUGAGCGAGAGGUGGACCAAAGUGGACGAGCACAAGGAGGCGCUGCAAAUAUCUGAAGCGGCUUAAGCAGACAUCUUAAUAAUAAAUAAAGCUCCAGUUAUUCAAUCAGGCCAUUAAAGCACUGAAAAAAUUGUAAUUUUUUAUCAACAAUAAAUUGCAUUUAACUCUUUAGUAUUUUCAAAUGAUAACAUAUAGUGUAUGACGUAAUAUCGACAUUGUUUUGAUCAUCAAUAUGAGUAAAUCUGUACAAUAUUUUAUAAAAUGAGUGGUAUAAAAUGUUUAAAAUUUUCUGGGACAGUAUACGCCUAUAGAGGUCAUACCAACUCACUAUCAUUAUUUUAAUAUUUAUUUACUAUUACAUACUUAGCUAUGUAUGUUUAGGGAACUGUCCCUCGUUGAAAAUGCAACAGUCGCCAAUCCUGGCUCUCGAAAUGUUCUCAACCACUGACCUCAAAUGUCACAUUGACAUUUGCAUAUGUAAUAUUUGCUUAACAUUAGUUCGUAAGGUAGGCUCGUAAAUUAUUUAAUUAGCUUGCAUUUAUUGUUUGAAGAUUUAGACUAGUUGAUUGGUUAUGUU
Nymphalis io (European peacock) is the source of this 1637-nucleotide messenger RNA. RefSeq names its product retinol dehydrogenase 13-like. Bases 125 to 1126 code for a protein of 333 amino acids. The transcript has 8 exons. Lineage: Eukaryota; Metazoa; Arthropoda; Insecta; Lepidoptera; Nymphalidae. The record is from RefSeq and is a predicted model, not a curated record.